AUGGGUUGCAUAACUCAAAUACCGGUUGACAUUCUGAUAGACAUCGUAUCCCGUCUGUCCCUGAAGGAAGCAGCAAAAACGAGGGCUGUUUCGCGUCGGUGGAAGAACCUGUUCAAGUUUUAUUCCGGUUGUUUGGACUUUGAUGCUCUGGACACCAUAGCGCUUAUUUAUAUGGGUAAAAAAAGAGAUCGUGUUGAAUUGCCCAAAUAUAUAGAUUGGGUAAACCAAGUGUUGGCUUCCCAUCAAGCUCAAACGGUUGAAGAAUUUAGGGUGUCUUUUGACUUGGACAAUACCUACGCUGGAAUUCUUGAUUCAUGGACUUGCUUUGCAGCAGCCAAGAGAGUUCAUAGGCUUGAGUUGGACUUAUCACCCUUUCGCAGUCGUAAAACGAGUUUAGAUGAGAUAUACUGUUUCCCUACGGACUUGGAAUGGAAGGCACUGACUUCCCUUGUGCUGAAUUCCGUCAAUGUUGUUGAAGAACAGCUCCUGUAUCUUUUGUCUGAUUGUCCAGUCCUGGAGAAGUUGUCCGUUAGUCGUGCACCAUCCUUGUAUAAUUUGAGGCUUCGAUCGCCUAACAAUAAAUUGAAGCACUUGGGAUUAAUAUCUUGUCUUGGUUUGGAAGCUAUCGAGGUUGUUUCAGCCUUGAACCUUUUUUCUUUUGAGUAUCAAGGAUGCAGGAUAAACAUGCUCUUCAAAGACGUUCCUCAACUCUCUUCAGUUUCUCUCAAAUGGGCACCUAACGUCAGCUGUGAUCUUUGUGAAGAUCUACUGAUUACCAAAUUCAGCCAGGUUCCCUUCUCCAUCUCACAGCUCAAGACAUUGGCUUUGGAUCUGAAAUUACUGGUUGCUAUGGAGUUUUACCUGUUUCCCAAGACCUUUUCGCAGUUUAGCAAUCUUCAACAACUGGAAUUGCAAUUUGUUGCACUAUACGAGCAGAGCAUCCUUUUUCUCUGUUCAUUUAUUCACGCAUCUCCGAGUUUGCAUAAACUGGUGCUCAAGUACACUGUCUGCUGGGAGUCAACGGAGCUGUCAAUGAAUCGAGAGUUUUGGGACGAUAUGCUCAAAUUUGGGGAUACAACACGGCAAUGGGUUGAAGGACAGAAGUACAACUGCUGCCUGAAGGAGGUGGAAUUUUUGGGUUGGAUUGGGUUGAAGAGUGAUGUUGAGUUUGUCAUGCACUUGAUAGAGGCUGCAGGUCCUUCCCUGGAGAGCUUAACUCUGGACACUCGAGAUCCGAGUCGGGUUGGGAGAUGGAAGGAAUUACCGCUGCCUCGGCUUGAACAAAUGGCCAAGAAGGUGAAGUAUAAUCUGCCUGGGCAUCCAUGUGAAAUUGCCACCAAGGAGGCCGCUCGGAAUGGUGCCAGAAUCGUGGAAACUAAAAAAUUAUCUCCCCGGACAAAAUUGGUGCUCUUGUAA
Coffea eugenioides is the source of this 1416-nucleotide messenger RNA. Its product is annotated as F-box/LRR-repeat protein At3g58900-like. NCBI's taxonomy places the organism in Eukaryota, Viridiplantae, Streptophyta, Magnoliopsida, Gentianales, Rubiaceae. The transcript has a single exon. The record is from RefSeq and is a predicted model, not a curated record. Gene Ontology annotation, molecular function: protein binding. Bases 1 to 1416 code for a protein of 471 amino acids.